AUGAGGUCAAUAGCUCUCACCAACGUAAACCUCGAAGAGCUCAAAGGGAAAACGGUCAUUGUCACCGGUGUUACGGGCGGCAUCGGUGGUGAAACCGCAAGGACUUACCAUAACCAUGGAUCGAAUGUGGUAUUGGCUGACCUAGAACAAAUGCGAAGCUUCGCUGAGGCCGUGAUGGCCUCAUUCUCCGAGCCAUCACGGGCGAUGUUCGUUCCUGUAGACAUCUUGGACUGGGCUCAGAUGACAUCCUUGUUUCGGUCAACAAAAGAGAGAUUCGGCAGCGUCAAUGUUGUCGUCGCCAAUGCUGGGGUUAUGGAAUCUAGACCCGUCCUGGAGAGUAACGAAGCUGACGAAAAUAGCCACUUGAAGGAGCCCGUAGAGGCAUACAAGCUUUGCGCCUUGCUCUCUUCUACAUGGCAAAAAAUUGAGCCCAAGUUUCGGGACGGUUCACAAGGCUCUGUGGUCCUUGUCACCUCGACUUCCGGAUACUUUGGAGGAACGGGCGUCGCAGCAUAUGUUUCAUCGAAGCAUGGAGCCACCGGACUUUUGCGCGCAUCUCAGGGAGCUGCGAAUAAAGUCCAAAUCCGCGUCAACGGCAUAGCACCGAACUUUACAGCCACGCGACUCACUGAAAACUUCGCAAAAGCAUGGUAUGAAGCUGGUUUUGAGCACAACACUCUCCAUCAUGGGGCUCAUGUGAUCGCUCAAAUGUCGGUCGACCCUAGCCGACAAGGUGUCUGCUGUUUGAUUGCUGGUAGGAUACUGCGGGAAAUGGAACAUUCGAGGACAUAUUUACUCUCAGAAUGGCUCGGUGAUGAUCUUGUUCAAUUCAUGAACAAUGUAGGAGGGCUACUUGCCGGUAUGGGAGGGCUGCCGCUACCGAAACUACCAGCUCUGCAGCAAGAGCCCAGAAGGUCGUCUCGUGCAUCGAUGAAUCAGGGUUCAGGGCUGAGAAGUUCGGGCAAAGCUAGCAUGUAA
Messenger RNA from Cladophialophora bantiana CBS 173.52, 978 nucleotides. RefSeq lists its product as uncharacterized. The transcript is spliced from 3 exons. The record is from RefSeq and is a predicted model, not a curated record. The coding region runs from base 1 to 978 and encodes 325 amino acids. Lineage: Eukaryota; Fungi; Ascomycota; Eurotiomycetes; Chaetothyriales; Herpotrichiellaceae.